AUGGCUUGCCAGACAACACUUCCUGCCUCGUGGUAUACUAGCAAGGCCAUCUAUGGUCUCGAGAGGCGAGCCAUCUUUCUCAAGAGCUGGAUUCUCCUGGGCGCCGUCACCAAAUGGCCCAACGCCCAAGAAGACUACCGCUGCGAGUUGGCGCAGGUCAGCUACACUAUCCGGCGGUCUUCUGCUGAUUGGAAGACGGUCAAGAUCUUUUCCGACUCUGGUUCGGAAAUACGUAGCCACUUGACGAGAGGCGGCUUGCUCUUCAUGACCUUGUCCGACGAGACAGUCAGCUUCCAAGAAUUCUUCCCAGGCCUAGAAGAGCUGAUCAAGGACGUCGACUUUACUGAUCUGCCACUUCGUCGACCUCUCAAGUAUGUCGGCAACUACAACUGGAAAGCCAUGGUCGACGGAUACCAGGAAUGCCUUCACUGCGCCUACGCUCAUCCCGAGUUUUCCAAAAAGUACAAGCCCACCACUUACAGGGUCGUCAACAGACACAACUACUCUCAACAUCUCGCGGGCCCCAGUGAAGCCAAUGACGGGCUGUUUGUGUAUCUGUUCCCAAACUCGACACUGAGCAUCUAUGGCGGCGGCAUGACCUCUUGGCGCGUGUGUCCGUUGGAGGAGCCUGGCAACAGUGUUAUGGAGUUUGAUUACUACCAUGCUGCACCUGUCGGCUCCGAAGAGUUUGAGGACUACUACAAGUUCACUCGCACAGUCGCCUUGGAAGACAUUGAGCUGUGUGAGAGAACGCAGCAGAAUCUCAACAUCGGCAUCUACACCGAGGGCACUCUCAACCCGAACAAGGAGAAUGGUGUAGUCUACUACCAGAGCCGAGUGCUAGAGAUGUGCUCUGCUCAGUUCGAAAAGGACAGGCUCAAGUCCAAUGCGUCACCGCCUCCACCUCUAGACUCUACGGCUCAGGUCGCAGAGGUGUCUCCGGCUUAA
Messenger RNA from Fusarium vanettenii 77-13-4, 948 nucleotides. RefSeq lists its product as uncharacterized. The record is from RefSeq and is a predicted model, not a curated record. NCBI's taxonomy places the organism in Eukaryota, Fungi, Ascomycota, Sordariomycetes, Hypocreales, Nectriaceae. The transcript is spliced from 4 exons. Bases 1 to 948 code for a protein of 315 amino acids. Gene Ontology annotation, molecular function: 2 iron, 2 sulfur cluster binding; iron ion binding.